AUGGAUGAACGAAUCAGAGCACGUGGGGACAUCCUGCUGGACUGCUGCUAUGGGAAGGUUGUGGAUAGCAGUUUGUGCGUAUAUGGUGUUCAAGAACUACCUGUCGUUGAUGCUAGUGUAAUACCUUUGCCUAUCGCGGCUCAUUAUCAGGCUUGUACUUGUGCUCUUUCCGAACAGGCAGCUGAUAUAACUGGAGCCAGCGUGUGA
Molecule: messenger RNA, 207 nt
Organism: Sclerotinia sclerotiorum 1980 UF-70
Lineage: Eukaryota; Fungi; Ascomycota; Leotiomycetes; Helotiales; Sclerotiniaceae
Exons: 2
Coding region: 1-207 (68 amino acids)
Molecular function (GO): flavin adenine dinucleotide binding; oxidoreductase activity, acting on CH-OH group of donors
Source: RefSeq, a predicted model, not a curated record